Messenger RNA from Metarhizium acridum CQMa 102, 1047 nucleotides. The record is from RefSeq and is a predicted model, not a curated record. Lineage: Eukaryota; Fungi; Ascomycota; Sordariomycetes; Hypocreales; Clavicipitaceae.
AUGACUUCCGAAGCUCCUCGGCAGUAUGUGCCGCUGACCUGCCAUGGCCAUUCUCGCCCCGUGCCUCACAUGAGCUUCUCUCAUCUGGAAAAGGAGGAAACCUACUACAUGAUUUCAGCCUGCAAAGAUGGAAACCCGAUGCUUCGAGAUGGUGUUACUGGCGAUUGGAUUGGCACCUUUAUCGGUCACAAGGGUGCGGUCUGGCAAGCCAGGUUGAGCCCCGACGCUUCCAAUGCAGCCACUGCAUCGGCUGAUUUCACAGCCAAAAUCUGGGACACGCACACCGGAGAGGUGCUGUACAGCCUCCAGCACGAUCACAUUGUCCGAGCUGUUGCCUACCCCCCCGAUAACUCGGAUCUUGUUGCGACUGGUGGCAUGGAAAAGAAGCUUCGCGUUUUCGAUCUUGCUGAACUUGCCAAGACGUAUCCAGGAAAAGCUGCCACCAUCCCUGCCUCGGCCGGGUUCGAAAUCGGGGAGGGUGUUCAUACUAGCUCCAUCAAGUUCAUUUGCUGGACAAAAGACCCAAACAUUAUUGUGACGGCUUCUGAUAAGACCAUCCGUUGGCUCGACCUGCCCAGCAGAUCAUGCAUCAAGCAUGAAGUUCUUGACGGGGAAAUCAAGUCAUGUGAAGUGGUGUCGGUCGCACAGGAGCUGGCAUCACCGACUGAUAUUGGUGGCGGGAAGCCUGUUUUGGCUGUCUCUGCCGGCAAGACAGUGUAUUUUUGGGGAGGCGAUCAAGCCAUGGAUGAGCUCAAGCGCAUUGUCUUGCCAUAUUCCAUUGCUAGUGUCGGGCUGGAUGUCAAGGGCCGCAAGCUGGUGGUUGGUGAAGAGCCUGGAACAUGGGCCAAGGUGAUUCGAUACGACGAUGGGGUUGAACUCGAUACACAUAAAGGACACCACGGGCCGAUCUGGUCCAUUGCCUUUUCACCCGACAGCAAACUGUAUGCCACUGCGUCCGAGGAUGGGACGAUCAAGAUGUGGAAAAAUUGUGAUGGGUUUUAUGGCUUGUGGCGCGGUGGUGCUACUACUGAACGGUCCGCGGAGUAG